AUGCCCAAGAAACACCAAAAACGAGUCCUAUUCAUAAAGCCGCAGUCCAGCAGUCCUCCGACCCUCUCGCUCUCCAAGUCCCCGACUCCCCGACCACAAAAUGAAGCCGCUCCGCGCACCGUCAACGAUCUGAUCCGGGAGUCUCGUCGCCAGCAAUUGAAAAAUGACACGAGAAACUCUCCCGCUUCUGCCAAUGCGCCCUCUGUCCAUCCCUCCGUGAGAGCGGUCCUUGACCUGCCCACGCCACCCACACCUGCCCCGCGACCGGGAUUAGGCAGUAUUCGCGCAGCCGGUGGCGGUCCAGGUCCAAGUCGACUUCGGCGCAUCCCUGGGCCCCCUCCACCACAGAGUUGGCUCACAGACAGCGCACAUGCGCCCGCCUCUGUCAAGUCGGCCGCUGCUUAUGCCAGUGACCCCGACGCUGGAAAUGGUCGUAUCCAAGUUCGGUCGAGUAAUCUGCCGGAUGGAGCAUUCCCCUCGGCCACCUCCCUCCAGCAUCUGGUGCUGAAAAGCAUGGCAUGCAACUGGGAAUGGCAUGCAGAGAAUGACCGCGACUAUUUGGUGUACCUGCCUGUUUCACUCCGGGAAAAGCUGCUGAGCUACAUUGCGGUCUACAGCGAGGAGGUCACGAGCAAUCCCUUGAGGAUGCUGUUUCUACAUGAAACGGACAGUGAAGACAGAGCCGAGGUAAGGAGGCUGGACUUGAGUAAUGCUUUAGGGGCUUGGACGACUUUGAGACAGCUAGAAAAGGAUCUUCUAGUCAAGAAUCCAGCUCCUGCGCCGAUCGAGAAGGUGACAGACACUCAAGCUGCACCAUCGGAUCCGACGCCUGAAAGCUGGGACACCGAUGCGGACGGCGACGUCGUGGCACACACCCCAACGAUCAGCGCACUUCCCAAGGCCGUCCACAACUUCAAGAAUCUGAAGCAUCUGUCGCUUGCCAUCUCUCCUAAUAACGUCAAAGCCGCUUCGUGGUCUUCAUUACUUUCUCUUGCUGCUGAAUUGAGCACUUUGACUUCUCUCUCACUCGCAUACUGGCCCCAGCCUACAUUCACCCCGAACGCCGCUUCCACACGAGCGCUCAUCGACAUACCUGGUUCUAGAUCGGUUGUAUAUGGUGGAUCGGAUAUGUAUACCUCUUUCGACAAUGACUGGCGAGAAGCGGCAGGAAUACUCCGGACGCUUAGCCGAUCACUAUACUGUCUGAAAUGGUUGGAUCUGACAGGCUGCGGGGAUUGGUUUGCUGCGCUGGAAUGGGAGCCCUCUACUAUCGGUCUCUUCUUUUCGCAGAGAGAAGCUCUGAACCGGGAAAGGAUAGUUCCUGAAUGGAACGGCGGCUGGCGCGGGCUCGAGAAGCUGGUGCUAGAAGUUGGCUGGAGACCAAUUCGCCCUUCCGCGAUAGGACACGGCUCUCCUGGCCCAGACGAGGAUGUCGAGGCCGAGCGCACGCUUUAUCGGUACAAGAAGGAGCGAGAACGCUUCGACAGGAUUCGAAACACUGCGCAGUCUGUGGCGCGGUAUUUGCGGACUGUCCGCAAGGAGGCCGGAGGGAAGUGGAUCGAGGUCGAACUCGGCGAGGAUCUGGUAGCAUCCCUGGCGCGUGAUAAGCGGUUGGCAGAGGCAUGA
Molecule: messenger RNA, 1626 nt
Organism: Fonsecaea multimorphosa CBS 102226
Lineage: Eukaryota; Fungi; Ascomycota; Eurotiomycetes; Chaetothyriales; Herpotrichiellaceae
Exons: 1
Coding region: 1-1626 (541 amino acids)
Source: RefSeq, a predicted model, not a curated record